This is a messenger RNA of Penicillium alfredii, 2244 nucleotides long. Its product is annotated as transient receptor potential ion channel family protein. The record is from RefSeq and is a predicted model, not a curated record. The transcript has 2 exons. Gene Ontology annotation, biological process: fungal-type cell wall biogenesis; transmembrane transport. Bases 1 to 2244 code for a protein of 747 amino acids. NCBI's taxonomy places the organism in Eukaryota, Fungi, Ascomycota, Eurotiomycetes, Eurotiales, Aspergillaceae.
AUGAGGUUAAUACCGCUUCUCGCCUGUCUCGUCGCCUUUCUGGCGCCGAUGGUGUCUGCCGUCAAGCUCCUCGAGUCGAACGCGCUAAACGUCUGCAUGCAAAGUAGCAACUUCACUGCGAAAUACUUCAGCGUCAAAUUUUACCCCGGCAACAGCUCUCUCGAAGUUGGGUUCAAUGGCGUGUCAUACAUUAAUGGCAAGGUCAUCGCGGACGUCACCAUCCUUGCGUAUGGCAAGCAAGCGUACCAGCAGACGAUCAACCCCUGCUUAUACAAGGGCUGGGGAAUGUGUCCGAUGUCUCCGGGUCCGAUGGAUAUUGGACCGGUUCCGCUCGACUUGGACAAGAACACCAUUCAGUCGAUUCCAGGCAUCGCCUACACAAUCCCUGAUCUCGACGCGAAAGUGAGAAUUGUCAUUACAAAGGCCGACACGAAGGAAAAGAUUGCUUGUGUCGAAGCUCAGCUUUCCAAUGGCAAAACAGUCUACCAGGUCGGGGUCGCGUGGGUCACUGCACUCAUCUCUGGUCUAGGCCUAACCGCAUCCGCAAUUACCUCGGGGCUUGGCCAUUCUAACACUGCGGCCCACGUUGCGGCGAACGCGCUCUCCCUGUUUGGAUUCAUGCAGUCCCAGGCUAUGAUCGGAAUGACUUCGGUUCAUAUGCCUCCAAUUGUUCAAUCCUGGACGCAAAACUUCCAAUGGAGUAUGGGUAUUAUUCGUGUCGGCUUUCUCCAAACAAUCGCCACCUGGUAUCAGCGUGCGACGGGUGGAACUCCCUCGACGAUGUUGUCUCAGCUCGAUGACACCUCGGUAGAGGUUCUUAAGCGCAAGCGAGACCUGAUUGCCCCCGCGGUCAACUUGAUCAAAAGAGCCGCUGAGCCUCUCAUGAAACGGCAAGACAACGAUGGCAAGUCCAACCAAAAACUUUUCGUCGUUCGCGGUAUCGAGCGUGUCGGAUUCCGUGCGGCCAUUGAGGAGACAAACAUCUUUUUGACUGGCCUUAUCUUCUUCCUCGUCUUUGUCUGCUUUGUGAUCAUGAUCGUAGCCGCCUUCAAGGGUAUCUGCGAAUUGCUCGUUAAGCACGGCAAGAUGAAGAGUGACAAGUUCCAAGACUUCCGCAACGGAUGGAGGGUUGUCACUCGAGGAAUUUUGUUCCGACUGACCCUGAUCGGUUUCCCCCAAAUGUGUGUCCUCUGUCUCUGGGAGCUCACUCAGCGUGAUUCCCCUGCCGAGAUCCUUUUGGCUAUUGUCAUGUUCCUCUCUCUGCUUCUCGCACUCGGCUGGGCGGCGCAAAAGGUGAUCCGACUGGCCAAGCGUUCUGUCACCAUGCACAAGAACCCGGCAUAUAUUCUCUACUCCGAUCCUUCGUGUCUGAACAAGUGGGGAUUUCUCUAUGUGCAAUACCGGGCCACGGCAUACUAUUUCGUCGUUCCGGUCCUGGCCUAUGUCCUCAUCAAGGGCAUGUUCAUUGGUCUGGCCCAGCCCGCUCCGGUUGUUCAGACCGUGGCCUUGGUGAUUCUUGAUGCAGCCAUGCUGGUUGCUGUAUGUGUUCUCCGUCCGUGGAUGGACAAGAAGACCAACAUCUACAACAUUUCCAUCGCUGUGAUCAACUUCAUCAACACUAUUUUCCUGCUGGUCUUCUCGGAUGUUUUCAACCCACCCGGAAUGAUGGUCGCCAUCAUGGGUUUCUUGUUCUUUGUCUACAAUGCCGCCUUUGCUCUUGUUCUUCUGAUUCUCGUCUUGAUCGCCUCCAUCUAUGCUGUCGUGUCGAAGAACCCGGACACCCGGUACCAGCCGAUGCGAGACGACCGCGGCUCCUUCAUCAAGUCGCAAACUCAGCUGACGACCGAGUUGGAUGCUUUGGGUGCUACGGCGCGUGGUGAUGACAAGGCUGGCGCAGGUCACUACAACAACAACAACCCGUUCGAUGAUGACUCUGCUUCUAUCUCCAGUGGUAACGGCGCCACCGUCGGCCAACCGCACCAUUUGGACACGGGCAAUGCCAACAGCCAUUCUGCCCGCAACCAGCCCCCGCCAUCACCGGUUGACCCAUCCGUGCCGCUGUUCCCCACUGGCGCCUCGGGUCACCGGGGUCCUCCGCCGGGUUACGACCACUUCGGUCGGUCUCCCUCGCCAGCGGCCCGAAGCUACGACAAUGCUCCAGUGGGGCAAUCCGCUUUGGCUACCAACUACCGCGCACAAAACAAUGCCAGUCCAUGGCAACGGGGAGCUGGUUAUGACCACUGA